Motacilla alba alba is the source of this 2915-nucleotide messenger RNA. It is a transcript of the gene ACAD11, whose product is annotated as acyl-CoA dehydrogenase family member 11. Gene Ontology annotation, cellular component: mitochondrion. The coding region runs from base 25 to 2649 and encodes 874 amino acids. NCBI's taxonomy places the organism in Eukaryota, Metazoa, Chordata, Aves, Passeriformes, Motacillidae. The transcript has 20 exons. Gene Ontology annotation, molecular function: flavin adenine dinucleotide binding; oxidoreductase activity, acting on the CH-CH group of donors. The record is from RefSeq and is a predicted model, not a curated record.
CGCUCCAGCCGCCCGGGAUCCGCCAUGGCAGCGACACGUCUGUGCCCGGCCCCGGGAGCUUCCGGGAAGCGCCGGGGCGGGGCCGGUCCUUCCCGGGGCCGACCCUUCCCGGGGCCGCCUUCCUCACGGCCGGCUGCGGGAGGGGGUGAGGGGCGGUGUCCGCCGGGGCGGUACCUGCCUCCCGGGAAACGUCGUGUUCCGGGAGAAGCCACCGGGCCCGACAGCCAGGGGCUGCGAGGCGCUUUCCUUGGCGGACCGAGGCGCCUCCGGGUGACCCGGCCGGGGCGGGCUCCGGCGCGGCCUCCGAGGAUGGCGGCGGAGCCGGGCACUAGCGAGGUGCGGCGGCAGCACCGCUUCGACCAGGGCAGCCUGGAGCGGUACCUGAGCAGCCGCUUGCCCGGCUUCCCUCGGCAGCCCGCGGGCGCGCUGGCUGUCAGGCAGUACAGCUCAGGCCAGUCAAACCCAACCUUUUACCUUCAGAAGGGUGGGCAGGCUUUUGUGCUCAGGAAGAAGCCCCAUGGUCCCCUUCUACCUGGAGCACACAAGGUCGAUAGAGAAUAUCGUGUGCAGAAAGCUUUAUUUUCCGCUGGGUUUCCAGUGCCUGAGCCCCUUUUGUAUUGCAGUGACGUUUCUAUCAUUGGAACAGAAUUUUAUGUAAUGCAGCAUGUGCAGGGUCGCAUUUUCCGAGACAUCUCCCUGCCUGAGGUGGGCCCAGCAGAGCGUUCUGCUCUGUAUCUUGCCAUGAUAGAAACUCUGGCCCUGUUGCACUCCUUUGAUUUGCAGUCAUUGGGUCUCCAAGGAUAUGGUAGAGGACCAGGAUACUGCAAAAGACAGGUAUCAACUUGGAAAAAACAGUAUGAUGCAGCUGCUCAUACAGAUAUUCCUGCCAUGAACAAGCUGGCUGAGUGGUUAGCAAACAACUUGCCACCUGAUGAUAAUGAAGAAACCCUGAUUCAUGGGGACUUCAGAAUAGACAACAUCAUCUUCCACCCAACAGAGGCUCGUGUUUUGGCAGUGCUGGACUGGGAACUUUCAACUACUGGUCAUCCUUUAGCAGAUUUAGCAUAUGCCACUCAAUUCUACUUUUGGCCUACAUCUCUUAAGGACUUAGGUCAAGGCUCUGUCUUGGGUUUCAAAGACACCAUAGAAACUCCUUCCUUUGAAGAACUGGUUUCCAUUUACUGCCGCUGCCGACGUAUUCCCACUACUUUACCCAACUUGAACUUUUUUCUUGCUUUGUCCUAUUUCAAAAUGGCAGGGAUAGCCCAGGGUGUAUAUGCCAGGUAUCUUAUUGGAAAUGCUUCUGCAGAGAACAGUCAUGAAUUUGCAAAGCUUGUGGAGCCUUUGGCAGAAAGAGGACUAGAGCUCUCAAGAAGGUCAUCCUUCAGCAGCACACAGCACAGCAUUUCUGGAGAGCUCUUCCAUCAAAGUAGGAAAGGCCAAGAAAUUUUGCUGAAGGUUAAGCAGUUCAUGAAGCAGCACAUUUAUCCAGCUGAGAAGGAAAUAAUAAAAUAUUAUACGGAACAUAGAAAUGCUGAGGACAAAUGGAAGAAACCACCACUGCUGGAGAGACUGAAGGAAUUGGCCAAAGCAGAAGGCCUGUGGAACCUUUUCCUCCCAGAUGUCAGUGGUCUCAGCCAGCUUGACUAUGCCCUAAUAGCUGAGGAGACAGGGAGAUGCCUUAUUAUUGCUCCUGAGGUUUUCAACUGUCACGCACCCGACACGGGAAACAUGGAGGUCCUCCACAUGUAUGGCACUGAAGAGCAAAAGAAGGAGUGGCUGGAGCCUCUCCUAGAAGGGAAGAUUAGUUCUUGCUUCUGCAUGACGGAACCUGAUGUGGCUUCAAGUGAUGCUACCAAUAUGCAAUGCACCAUUGAGAGAGAUGGGAACAGCUACGUGAUCAAUGGCAAGAAGUGGUGGAGCAGUGGUGCUGGGAACCCGAAUUGCAAAGUUGCAAUUGUAAUGGGCAAAACCAAAAACUCAUCAGCAUCCAGGUACAAGCAGCACAGUAUGAUUAUUGUUCCCAUGGACACCCCAGGGCUGAAGCUGAUAAGACCUCUUUCAGUGUUUGGCUACAUGGAUGAGAUCCAUGGAGGACAUUUUGAGAUACACUUCAAUGACGUGCGAGUACCUGUCUCCAAUAUAAUACUGGGUGAGGGCAGGGGGUUUGAGAUAGCCCAGGGCCGGCUGGGGCCGGGCCGGAUCCAUCACUGCAUGCGCUCCCUCGGUGCGGCCGAGGCCGCUCUGGAGAUCCUGUGCCAGCGCGCGGCUCAGCGCGAGACCUUCGGCAAGAAACUCUAUCAGCAUGAAGUUGUUGCCCACUGGAUUGCGGAAUGCCGUCUUAGCAUAGAACAAGCUCGUCUGCUCACACUACAAACAGCCCGCAAGAUUGACAUGUUGGGCAACAGAAGAGCAAGGAGAGAGGUAGCCAUGACCAAAGUGGUUGUUCCACGAGCUGUGCUUAAAGUGAUUGACUGUGCAGUUCAAGUGUGUGGUGGAGCUGGAGUUUCUCAGGAUUUUCCUUUGGCAUUCAUGUUCGCAUCCAUACGCACCUUGCGCCUAGCGGAUGGACCCGAUGAAGUUCAUCUCUCAACAAUUGCAAGGUGGGAACUCCUUGAUCAGUCCAAGAAGCUCACUGCAAAAAUCUAAUGUCAGCAUAAAGCCUUCUCAAAUGGAGGGAAAAUUAAGGAAAAGUUUCAGUGUAAUAAUGGUAUCUAAGGUAAAACUGAAUGAAUACAAAAACUUGAUUCUAACUGGAAGCAAUUUCUCUCACUAUUUUCACUUAUUACACUUAAUAAUUAUGGGCGUGCUUUUAAGAAUUUGCAGAACACCACGCAAUAACUUAUCUGGGUUUCUUUAUAAUACUAAAUAAAAUCUAUUUUCUAACAGGCCUAAAGUGCUUGCUUUGUUCUGAA